GCAGUUCGGUCAGGGAGGGUUGCUGAGGGCGUUUCAUCGCUACGCUAACGAGCCUACAGGCGCCUGAGAGACUGUCUAAAAUCCUGUAAAGAAAGCAGAAGGAUGGCAGACUUGAGUCUGGGCGAUGCUCUGACUGACAGCGUGACCCUGGCGGCUGAGGAGAACUUGGUGGAGAGGGACUUUGUAGCCACACUGGAGGCUGAAACCUUUGAGGACAAGGUCGGAGAGACAGUGGGAAAAACAGAUUACAUCCCAUUACUAGACAAUGAUGAAAAAGGCACUGUAGGUAUAGCAUCGACACCAGGGGGAGAGGUUUCAGUGUCACACCUGGAGCCACAAGGGGACGUGCAUCCACUUCAGAUGAAUCAGAAGGCCUUUGUAUCAGACUUUCAAUCAGAUUUCUCUCAGCCUUUAUUGGGACUGGAAACAAAUAUGGAUGUUGGAGUUGCACCACUCCAGACAGAAAAAUCUCCCAGCAUUGCUGACACACACACACCCCCAUUGCUGGCCAAGGAGGCACCUGCCACCCCUAAGAACCCUUUGGACUUUGCAGGUGUCUUUGGUGACCACUGGUCAGAUGAUACUGGGGUUCCCUCUGACCUACCCUUCACUCCCAGUGUUUCCACGGUGAUAAGUCGCCAUGCAGGCCAUCUGGUAGAAAGUCAACAAGAUCCCACUUACCACCAGUGGUCCCCUAGAAAUAGUGGUCUGGGGGAAGGAGAUGAGAGAGAAAAUGAAGGUUUUGAUCGGAAGAAGGAGAAAAAGAAGAAGAAAAGAAAGCCCAAAGAAGAAAUAUGUGAUGAGAUGGAAAAUAAGAGUCAUUUGCCGAGUAAGAACAUCUUCCUGCCUGAAGGCGUAAUUCAGACAUCAGCAUCCAAGGAACCGGAGCAAAAUGAAGGCUGGCAACAGGGGGAUGUUGUUCGUGCAGGUGGAAGGAUCAAGAAGGAAAAAAGGCGUAAGAAGAUUCCAGAAGAGUGGUCUAUUCAUGCAGAGCCCUUUGUCCCUAUUUCAGUCUCCAUGUCUCAGAACGUUGGAACUGAAUUAGAAUGUCCACUAUCUGAAGACAGCAGUCAGGGCCUGGCAUCAGUUUGUGAGGAUUAUUCUGAUGAGAACCUUAUGCCAUCAUCACUUACCCAUGAUCUGCUUUCAUUAACACCUGCUUCUCCACCAGUGCCAUUGGAGGUCAAAUCUGCAGCAUCCUUCAAUGAAGUGGAAGGAUUUUCACCCAUGGGCCUGCUGUCUGUAUCCCCUGGUUUCCAUGAUACUCUUAUGGAAAUGGAAAGUGUUACCAUGGAUAAUACUGCUGAUGCCUUUAUCCUUUCUCCAUCACUAGGUAAAUCUGAACCUCAUGCUUCAGUGUUAAAUGCCCAGUGCGUUGUCCUUAGUGGAGGAAUCUUUGAAGAGGCUAUGUUUGAGCAAGAGCCCUCUUUUACUGACACACCAUUAGGGACCCAUGUUUCAGCUACCAUCCCUGUGGUUAAUCCCUUGAUGUCCACUGUCCCUAUGGUUGAUCCCUUGAUGUCCACACCUGGCACUAGUGGUUUUGGAUCAUCUAUGGAGGCCUUGAUCUCUGCUCCUCCGUUCACACCAUCUGGAACUGCUUGGUCUCUAAAUGACUCACAUCUGAAUAAUCCAAGUGAGCCGUUUACCAUUACAUGCAUGGAGGAUGUUACCCAUGAGGCACCUGUCCCUGUAUCUCUACCUUUAACUCAAAACAAAACCCCAAAAGAAGCCAAAUCAAAGCAAAGCAGGAAGACACGAACGUCUUCAUCAAAGAGCCCCAUGUCACCUGAAGUGAAACUUCCUUCUCCUCAAAACUCUGGUUUAAACCCUGCUGCCCCGCCGUUCUUUCCUAGCUUUGCUGAGCCUCGAGAGCAUGUGACGGCUCUGCCUGCCAUGCUGGAAGUAAACACAGAGAAAAAACAGCCGGAGGUGGAAAAAACAGAGCAUCUGGAAAACACUGAAGUUUUCAACAAAGUUGAGAAGAUUGACAAUGUUAAAAAUGACAUGGUUGAUCAAACAAAUAAAUUGGACAGCGUAGGAAAGACAGACAUAAAAGAUCAGGAAGAAAACAUUAGUGUAAAAGACAAGUGUGAUACAUUUAACAAGGUAGACAAAGUUGAAAAAACAGAUGCAGCUGAAAAGUCAGAUAAACUGGUCAAACCUGAGCAGUCUGACAAAACAGAAAAGAUGCAUACACCUGAAAAAAUCGGCCAGGUUGAGGUUGAACAAUCCAAACAUGUUGAGAAAAGUCCAGAAGUAAAAUCUGUGGGAGACCAGAAAGAUCUGUCUGUACAGAACAAAGAGGAGAAUCUACUAAACAUGGAAAAUGUGGAUUUUAAGGAACAUGCUGAAAAGGUAGAGAAGGACAAGUUAGAGAAAAAGACAGAAAAAGACAAAGAUGAAAAAGAAAAGCUUGAUCAUAAGAUAGAUGGGACAUUAGAGAAGGAAAAAGUUGAGGAAGCCAAAUUUGAUCAAAAAUUGCAUGAAAACAUAGAAAUUGUCAAAGCUAAAGAAACAGAGAAGGACAAAGCUAAGAUAUCAGAAAAAGACAAAACUGAUACACCAGAAAAAGUCAAGGAUAAGAAGCAAGAACAAGAUACAGUUGAAAAUGUUGCAGUGGGCAAAGAGUUAGCCCAACAAGCAGAUCUUUCAGAAAAGAGCAACCAUACCGAGAAACUGGACAAGAAGGAGGAUAUGGAGACGGCUGAAACAGAAAAGGAAAAUUGCGCAGUCACCAAAGUGGAAAAAGAGGACAAAGCUGAGAAAGCCAAAAAAGCAGCCGUUAAGCCUACAGCAACGAAUGGAGCAAGAGCUGCACCAGGAAAAGACCCAACCAGCUCAGACAAGAAAACUAAGCCUGUUGUCGGGGCAGCAAAACCAAGCUCAGGCAAGCCAAGGCCUAGCACAGUGUCGAAUGCUGCACCUGCACCUAAACGUGUAACCUCAGCCCCUACCUCUACAACCACCACCUCAUCCACCCUCAGCAAAAAGGCACCCAUUCCUAAGGCACCCAUUCCUAAGGCACCCACACCCACGGCUGGCACCAAGCGGCCUGCUUCGGCUGCCAGCCGUCCAUCCACCACAGGCACAGUGCCCAGUGAAGUCAAGACUAAGAUGGAACCUUCAGCAACAAAGUCCAUUUCUGCUCCAGUCCGGUCCACAGCCACUAAAAAUGGUACCUCUUCUACAACAGUGAACAAAACCACUACAGCAAGCGCCCCCACUGUACGCCGUUCUCAGGCAACAAAGACUGAAAAUAAAACUGAAGAAAAGAAAGUGAGCACUCUUAAGACCUCAGAGUCCACCCGGCCCAAAACCACAGCCUCCAGAACCCCUACUACUACUAGUAGCGUUGCUCCUCGCACCCGCACCACUAAACCUGCCACCUCCACCAGCACCACAACCACCACGGUGCCAGACAAAAAGCCUCCUGUGCCUCGUGCUCCUCGAGCCAGCUCCACUACCACCACAACUGCUACUACCACCCGGACUACUACUCGCCCUGGAACAGCUCCAGCACCUGAUAUUAAAAAUGUCCGCUCCAAGAUUGGCUCUACAGACAACAUUAAACACCAGCCUGGAGGAGGCAAGGUCACAGUUUCUCACAGCAGGACAGAUGCUCUGACUCAGGGCUCCCUCUCCAAAGAGACCAGCCAGGGCAAAGUUCAGAUAGUCUCCAAAAAGGUGGACUACAGCCAUGUUACAUCUCGCUUGGGCUCCAAGGACAAUAUGAAGCAUGUCCCUGGUGGUGGGAAUGUGCAAAUUCUUAAUAAGAAGGUUGAUGUGAGUAAAGUUACCUCGAAGUGUGGUUCAAAGGCCAAUAUCAAGCAUAAACCAGGGGGUGGAGAUGUGAAGAUUGAGACCCAAAAAAUAAACUAUAAAGAAAAAGCCCAGCCAAAGAUUGGCUCUUUGGACAAUGUUAGCCAUGCACCAGGAGGGGGCAAUGUUAAGGCUGAGGGGCAACAGGAGACAUUUGAGGGGAAUGGGGCUACACCUAGUGGCUCAUCUGGCUCUGCACAGGAGAAUGGGUUGAAGGUGGGCACUGCCUGUGGGGAAGAGGCACUCCAGGACCCCAAGGGCCUGGACUCUCUCAUCCCUGAAACAAAUUGAGUCUUUUAAACUCCACUUCCGUGAAAAAGCUCGCUCUCGCACGGACCACGGCGCUGACAUCAUCACCUGUCCUGUCGUGGGUGACGACCCAGCCCAACCCCAUCCUCUCCGCAGCAGUUUUUCAUUCAACGACUCGUUGGUGAAGGCUCACUUGCCCCGCUCCUCCACAACCCCAACAAUUCACCUCUCCGCCUGUCAGGGGCCAGAGGACAAUGCUGACUCAUUCACCACAUCUCACACAUGAUGUUCUCCACUCAGCUUUUACCAUAAACUAGUCUUGUCUAAAUGUUCAGUCUGAAAUGUGUAGGAGAAAAAAUAUUUAGCAGAAUCUCUUCGCCUACCAUACCAUAUCUGCUCAACUCCUGCUCAUACCCAGUUUAUGCAACAUAUUUCCUAAUAAGCUUACUCUCCUGCUUUAAUUCUGGUAUAUUUGUUGUUAUUCAUAACUGCAGUUGUAGCAUUUCUCUAUAAGCUUUCUAUAGCAUAGUUAUCUGAAUAUACAUGAUCUGUACUUUUGUUCAUUAAGGUAAUUCAGACUUUCGCUUUUAGAAACAUUGGACUAUAGAUUUGUGUUAUACCUUUUGUCAGCAUGUGGGAAUGCCAUGUGAUCCUGAUAACCAUUGCCAGCCCCUUCAUUAGACUGCAGUUUUUUUUAACCUAUACCUUUCACUGCCCUAAAUGCACUUAUAUUUAGAACACAUUUGGUGUUUUAGCUUAAAUAACAGAAAUUGCUCAUAACUUUUGUGUUUUGUGAUGUGUUUGAAUCUUGUGACUAUGAUUUGUGUUGUUAGUUUAUUUUUUGUGAUAUAUGGGUGUUUGAUUCUUUUGUCAUUUUUCUUGUCAAGCAAUACAGUUGUCUACAGUUGUCUGUAGGAUGCUAAUUUUUCAAAAGACAUACACAGAAGAUAAAACCUACAGUCUCAGUUCAGUAUAGCUUUCUGAAAGUGUGCAGUCCGCAGGUGCUAGGGAAGAUCUAUCGAGUGGAUAGCAGUGUUUAAAAGAAUGCAUGUGUAAGUGACUUUGGAAUGCAUUAGUAGAGACCAGAUAAAAAAAGUACACAGGAGAAAACUAAGCAAAAAAAUACAUGCUGCUGAUGCCAGAUGUUUGCCUUUUGUGCUUGGAUGGAUUUGAUGUCCUGGUUGAAGUGGGUUUAAGUUUGGGUUUUCAGCUCAUUCCGGUUUUAAGGAGAGAGCUUUGAUAUUUAGAUAGAGGAGGAGGAGACAUGCCUUCAGAACGUCAGAGCCUAGCACGAUGGUUGGCUUAAGUAGUUAUUGCUUUUACUUAGACAUAGUCAAACUGUGCAUGCACCUGUUUAACUCUCAUUACAGGUGUUUUUAAAGUGCCGCCAAGCAUAUUCACAUUAUUUACAGAUAUAAAGUGUCGCUUAAGAUUCAUAUUACAUUUAUAUGUUCCAACCGGGUGUGAAACAGCAGUUACAUUGUAGCUUAUAUCUUUUGUAGCAUUUAAUCUUACAGUAACCUCUGAAUAGAACUUAUUUGAAUCUUAUUUGAAUAUUGUGUAAUAUUUAGAAAUUCAUUUGAAGGUUUCUGGUAGAGAAACCAGACUGAUAAUGCAAAAAGGGUGACAGUGAGCAGGCUGAACAUGAGGAUGGAAAUAUAAUUGCGUUUUUCCCCCACUUUAUAUUGCAGUUAUGCAUUGAAGUAAAGUGAAAACACUACAAUCAAAGACAUUGUUUUAAAUCUUCCAUUUAUUCCUUUUCACCCAAUUUACUCGUCUCUAAUUGGAGCUUAUCUCUCUCUUGAUGCUGCCUCCACCCCCACCCCUGAGCAACUGCCAUUCUUGAUCCGAUGCCCCUGUAACUGCAGUAGCAAUUCAGCCUGCAGGCUCACAGCCAAUCGUGUGUCUGUGUAGGCACCCGGCUGGCCGAUAGCAGGGCUAGCUCCAAUGAAAUGCAUUUAUUUAUUUAUUUAAGUAUUCUUUCCCAGACUUCAUUGCUUAUAAUGAUCAUAAUUGUUUUAAAGGUUAGUGAAGUUUUUUGUAAUACCAAAUGUAAUACCAAUAUUACUCAAAUCUACACUGAAAGAUAUUUUGGUAAUGCUUGGUUGAGUAAAAGCACAUGGCUGGACAUCAAUCGUUUCAGUUCAAUUAAGUUAAAUUGAACACAAAAAUACUUAACAUUUAAUUAGAUUCAUUUGCAAUAAGUUAUUAUUUAUGUUUUAAAAGAAUGAGAGGUUUGUAGAUAUUUGAAUACAAGUAUGCAGUUUUUGGUAUGCUCCUGGUAUGGUCUUUAUUAGAUAUAUAGCCUUAUGUAACCUCAGUUUGUUUGUUAAAUUGUGGUUAUUUUAAUCUUAAUUCCCAGUGUCUGAUUGCAGUCAUUUACCGUCAAAUACAGCAUGCUUUGCUUUUCCACCCAACAGCUUUUAGUUUAUGUUAGUUGCUAUUAUACAGCUAUUUGUAAAUAUAUUAAUGGUUUAUACAUUCAAUAUUGGAAAAGUUGGAAAUCAUGUUUUAAAGGGGUGUUAAAUACAUAUUUUGUGUGUUGUUGAGGAGUGUGCUUGUCAUUAUUGUUAAUAAUAAUAAUUAUAAUAAUAAAAUAAUCUCUAUCUGCUGUUUUUGCGUUUAUUAUUUAAUGCCAUCGCUUUGGUGCGCUGAUUGAGGCUCUGUGUAGUGGACUACUCCAAAUUAAAUGUGUUAUUGGUCAAGUUUGUGUAUAAUUACUUAUGAACAUGUGAUUGCCACAGAUACUUGUUUUUAAAAACAUACUGUAGAUGUCCACAUUUUCUCAUCUUCUUUUAGUCCACACAACAGCACUUUGUCCAUGUGCAGGUAAAACGUCAGUUUUUUAAUCUUCUUUAUUGCUUUUAUUUGCACUGUUUUAAUGAAGAAUUAGCUGCUCUGAUGGUGAAACGUAUAUUUUAAUAUGUUGAAUUGGGUUUGCAAUCUUGGCAUAAACAAAUAAGUCACAGAAAUAAACCAUACUACUCUUGUCUGAGACACAUUGCAGCUUCAACAGAUGUCCACAUAGUAGUGCUUCUCCUAAUAUGCUAUAGUAAUAUACUUAUAGUAAUGACAUAGAACAAAAAUGUGCUUAACAAGUGGGAUGUGUUUGAUCGACCUGUUGUGUGCAGACAGUGUCUUUUGUCGAUUUUAUUUCUGGGUUAAUAAUGUUUAUUGUUGUCAUUUGUUAACUAGUAAUGUGUUUAUAAAUGACAAAAUAAAACAGUAUUCAAACUUC
Messenger RNA from Trichomycterus rosablanca, 7309 nucleotides. RefSeq names its product microtubule-associated protein 4. Lineage: Eukaryota; Metazoa; Chordata; Actinopteri; Siluriformes; Trichomycteridae. The transcript is spliced from 16 exons. Gene Ontology annotation, molecular function: microtubule binding. The record is from RefSeq and is a predicted model, not a curated record. Gene Ontology annotation, biological process: neuron projection development; microtubule cytoskeleton organization. The coding region runs from base 103 to 4113 and encodes 1336 amino acids. Gene Ontology annotation, cellular component: neuron projection.